GCACUGUCCGGAGCUGCAGGAGGCCAUGGCUAGUAAAAACUGACGUGGAAAAAGUGACAGAGCUGGAGGGAAAACUACGCGAAAAAGUUUUUAAAUCUACUUUCAUUAAUUUCCCUCGUUGUCUCUUGUCUUCUCUGUCCCGACACAAUGAGCCUGGACAAAGCAGAGCUUUGUGACUCUCUGCUAAUUUGGCUACAGACAUUUCAGGUACCAUCAUGUAAUAGCAAGUAUGACCUGACCAGUGGAGUGGCCAUUGCACAUGUGCUUCAUAGAAUUGACCCCUCUUGGUUUAACGAGACCUGGCUAGGCAGGAUUAAAGAGGAGAACGGGGCUAACUGGCGCCUCAAGGUCAGCAAUUUGAAAAAGAUUUUGAAGAGCAUGCUGGAAUAUUACCAUGAUAUACUGGGACACCAGAUCUCAGACGAGCACCUCCCAGAUGUGACCCUCAUUGGAGAGAUGGGAGAUGUGACUGAAUUGGGAAAACUGGUGCAGCUUGUUCUGGGCUGUGCAGUCAGCUGUGAGAAGAAGGAUGAGCAAAUCCAGCAGAUAAUGACAUUGGAGGAGUCUGUGCAGCAUGUUGUGAUGACUGCCAUUCAGGAGCUGUUAUCAAAAGAGCCCAUGUCUGAACCCGGAAGCCCUGACACAUAUGGAGACUUUGACUACCAGUCCAGGAAGUAUUAUUUUCUGAGCGAGGAGACGGAUGAGAAGGAAGACUUGAGCCAGCGUUGUAGAGCUCUGCAGCAUCAGUUGUCUAUGGUUUUGGAAGAGAAGUCCUUGCUUCAGGCUGAGACCCGUUCCCUCAAAGACAAACUGAACCGCUCAGAGUCCCUGGACUCCACCACUACAGCCAUCACAGGCAAGAAACUCCUGCUGCUACAGAGCCAGAUGGAGCAGCUGCAAGAAGAGAACUACAGAUUGGAGAACAGUAGAGAUGACUUGAGGGUGCGUAGUGACAUCCUGGAGAGGGAGGUUCUGGAUCUGCAGCAGAGGAACGAGGAGCUGACUAGUCUGGCUGAGGAGGCCCAGUCCCUCAAAGACGAAAUGGACAUACUCAGGCACUCGUCGAGCCGGGUGAGCCAGCUGGAGGCUCUGGUGGAGACGUACAAGAGGAAGCUGGAGGACUUGGGUGACCUGAGGCGACAGGUGCGCCUCCUAGAGGAGCGUAACACUGUCUACAUGCAGCGCACCUGCGAGCUGGAGGAGGAGCUGAGGAGGGCCAAUGCUGUGCGCAACCAGCUCGACACCUACAAGAGGCAGGCUCACGAGCUUCACACCAGGCACUCUGCAGAAGCCAUGAAAGCUGAGAAGUGGCAGUUUGAGUACAAGAACCUUCACGACAAAUACGACGCGCUGCUCAAGGAGAAAGAACGUCUUCUCUCUGAGCGGGACACGCUGAGGGAGACUAAUGAUGAGCUCAGGUGUGCACAGGUCCAACAGAGGUGUCUCAGUGAAGCAGGAUCCCUCGGUGACACUGGAGGAGCUGGUAGCCUGGCCUCAGAAAUCAUGCCCACGGAGCUCAAGGAAACAGUGGUCCGUCUGCAGAGUGAAAACAAGAUGCUGUGUGCUCAGGAGGAGACGUAUAGACAGAAGUUGGUGGAAGUUCAGGCCGAGCUGGAGCAGUCCCAGCGUAUUAACAACACCCUGGAGACUCAGAACAGGUUGAAUCAGCAGCAAAUCACCGAACUGCGCUGUCAAAUUGAGGAGAUGCAGAAAGCCCUCCAUGAGCAGGACAGCAAGAAUGAGGAUUCCUCCCUUUUGAAGAAAAAGCUUGAGGAACAUUUAGAGAAGCUUCAUGAGGCCCAUUCAGAUCUGCAGAAAAAGAGGGAGGUCAUUGAUGACUUGGAGCCAAAAGUGGACAGCAGCAUGGCAAAAAAAAUUGAUGAGCUUCAAGAGAUUUUGCGCAAAAAAGAUGAGGACAUGAAGCAGAUGGAGGAGCGCUACAAGAAGUACAUGGAGAAAGCGAGAACGGUGAUUAAAACCCUGGAUCCAAAAAAGCAGCCAGGUGGGCCAGACGUCCAGGCUCUGAAGAACCAACUGUCCGAGCGAGAGAGGAAGAUCCAGCACCUGGAGCACGAUAAUGAGAAGAGCAGAGCCAGGUAUGACCAAGAGGAGAAGCUCAUCAUCUCCGCCUGGUACAACAUGGGCAUGGCGUUGCACCAGAGUGUAGCUGGAGAUCGGCUCACAUCGCCCCAUCAGAACAUGUCCUUCUUGGCCCAGCAGAGGCAAUACACCAAUGCCAGGAGAGGCCUGAUCCGCCACCAGCCCAGAUAACCUUCUCACAAACUGGACAAACAUGAACAAACUUGAAAUAACGUGACUUCACCUCAAAGCAUUCUGUCUGCCUUUAGUGCACCUCAGACGUCUUAAAUGCUGCUACUGCCCCCUGCUGGCAGACGUUUGAACAUUUUCUCUCUGGACCCACAGAAGAGCUGCUGUUUUUUUUCUCUCUAGAAACAGCCUUAUGUUACCUUCUAAGGUAGCUUUUUAUUUCUUUUUGUCUAUUUUAUAUUAUUCAUUCUCAUGUUGUAAUGGUGAAAUGUGAAUUUAAAAUUACUAUAGAGCAGAGGAGCUAGUAGAAUCUAAAAUGAUUGCUAUUACUGGAGACAGGGUAACUGGAUAGCAAUGGAGUAUCAUGCUACAAAUCACUUAUAACGAUGCAUCAUCCUUAGUUGUUGGUACAUUUACUGGUGUGUUUUUGUUUUGGGUUGUUUUGUUUUUUUUGUCUAGUGUGUUAUACGUGUUGGUCUGUGUUUUAAAUAUGAUAUUAAUGUAUGACAUAUAAGGAUGUUUAAAUUUCACCAAAGCACUUUCCUGGGAUCGAGGGUUUAUCCCGUACCUCGCAAUUUCUUAAUUUAUUGCAUACUGCUCCCAAAAAUGUUAGAAUGCUGUUCUCCUGUCUCAAUUGUAAAAACUAGAUACAAUCUGUAUUGCAAGAUUCUGUGAAUUAAUGAGUUUGUAAAGAUUUCUCCCAAAGAAGGUGCUGGUUAUGGGCCUAAUUGCACUCACCACUUUUUGAAUUUCUAGCCACUUUAGUGAGAUGACAAAUAAGCAGCUAAAACCUUUCAACAGUGCCCAGACUGGAAUGUUAACUUUUAAUCCAGUUUGUAAACUACUACUAAUAAUAGAGCUGUUUGUUUUCAAUGUAGACUAAAGUCUAUUUGCCUCACUAAAGAUUUUUUUUGUCUUCACUUGCUUUUUCAACUUCUAGUCAGUAAUGUGCCCCAUAACUAUGGCUGUAACUUGUACUUGAUCCCUGUGUCCAUUAAUCUACACAGACCAAAGCAAUGCAUUGUGUGCACACAUUUUAUGUUUGCAGUGUCAGAGCUUUCUAUUUACACUGGAUUUUUUUUGCUGGUCAGGAGUUGUGUGGAUUUACACUGGAGUUUGAAACAAGUUCAAUAUUUGUAGUUCUACUUUUGCACUACAAAUAAAUGGGAUUUUGGAGGAUAAGAUGUUUU
This is a messenger RNA of Periophthalmus magnuspinnatus, 3458 nucleotides long. Its product is annotated as protein Hook homolog 2-like. The coding region runs from base 148 to 2271 and encodes 707 amino acids. The transcript has 22 exons. Gene Ontology annotation, cellular component: centrosome; cytoplasm. The record is from RefSeq and is a predicted model, not a curated record. Gene Ontology annotation, biological process: cytoskeleton-dependent intracellular transport; cytoplasmic microtubule organization. Lineage: Eukaryota; Metazoa; Chordata; Actinopteri; Gobiiformes; Gobiidae. Gene Ontology annotation, molecular function: dynein light intermediate chain binding; microtubule binding.